CCUGACUGACAGCCCGCAAAGUUUCCCUGUCGCUAGACUCUUAUGCUAAUGAGGCCGGGCGGCGUGCGCCCAUUGGCCCGGCCCCGAGCCCGUGUCCCGCCUGACGUCACGGGCGCUAUAAAACUCCGCAAUGCUUUAAACUCUCCUGCCGGAUCAAACCUUUAAAUAUUUUUCAUCUUCUUGCUGUAGCUUUGAGGCCGAGUUGUUUUUUUUCCCCCUCUCUCUCUCUAUUUUUUUUAAACUCUUAUUAUUAUUAUUUUGGUUGCGAUAUAGACUUUGAUUUUUUUUUUUUAUUUUUUUGCCUUCGCUCUCUUUCCCUCCUCCCUCCCCCGAUGAACCUCUCUCCUCGCUCUGCACUUUGCACGAGAGAGCCCAGAGGAAAGGCACCAUGAAGUGUUAAAAAUAACAAAACAAAACAACAACAACAACAACAAAUUUACUCGCAACAACACCAGCUAACACUUCCAGCUGCGGUUCGCGAGCUGCGAAAGAGAGCGAGAGGAGAGAGAGAGAAGGGAGGGAGAGAGGAGGAAAAAAAAAAAACCCUCUAUGCAAAAGGCGAAUAGCGAGAGCCCCGCGCUCUGAUGCAUCAGCGGAGCCUCUGCGAGGGAUAACGCGGAGCGGGAGAGGAGCCGCCGGGGCGGACCGGAGCGGAGGCAGAGCAGGAGAGCGGAGCGGAGCUCGCCAAAAAUCAAGCUGGCUCACCCGGUGGCGACUCAGAGCAGCCCCCUCGCUCCCGGAGCGCACCCUUUCUGGAGGACUCUCGGCAGCAAAAGGAUGGCAUCAGAGCUGGCGAUGAGCAGCUCCGACCUGCCCACCAGUCCCCUGGCCAUGGAAUAUGUUAAUGACUUCGAUCUGAUGAAGUUUGAAGUGAAAAAGGAGCCGGUGGAGACCGAUCGCAUUAUCAGCCAGUGCGGCCGCCUGAUCGCCGGGGGAUCGCUCUCCUCCACCCCGAUGAGCACGCCCUGCAGCUCCGUGCCCCCGUCCCCCAGCUUCUCGGCGCCCAGCCCCGGCUCCGGCUCCGACCAGAAGACCCACCUGGAAGACUACUACUGGAUGACGGGGUACCCGCAGCAGCUCAACCCGGAGGCGCUGGGCUUCAGCCCCGAGGACGCGGUGGAGGCGCUGAUCAACAGCAGCCACCACCCGCUGCCCGGCGCCUUCGAUGGCUAUGCUAGAGGGCAGCAGCUGGCCGCGGCCGCCGGCGGCUCCGUGCCGGCCGAGGAGAUGGGCUCGGCGGCCGCCGUGGUGUCGGCGGUGAUCGCCGCGGCGGCGGCGCAGGGCGGCGCGCCCCACUACCACCACCACCACCACCACCCGCACCACGGCGGCGGCGGCGGCGGCGGCGGCGGCGGCGGCGGGCACCCCCACGCCGCGGCGCCGGGCAGCGCGCCGCCCUCCUCCGCCUCCUCGGCCGCCGGCUCCGGCUCCGGCGGCAGCGGCGGCGGCGGCGGCGCCGGGGGGCUGCACCACCCGCACCACGGCGGCGGCGGCGGCGGCGGCGGCGGCGGCCUCCACUUCGACGACCGCUUCUCCGACGAGCAGCUGGUGACCAUGUCGGUGCGGGAGCUGAACCGGCAGCUGCGGGGCGUCAGCAAGGAAGAGGUGAUCCGGCUGAAGCAGAAGAGGAGGACCCUCAAAAACAGGGGCUAUGCCCAGUCCUGCCGCUUCAAGAGGGUCCAGCAGCGGCACGUCCUGGAGUCGGAGAAGAACCAGCUGCUGCAGCAAGUGGAGCACCUAAAGCAGGAGAUCUCCAGGCUGGUCCGGGAGAGGGACGCCUACAAGGAAAAGUACGAGAAGCUGGUCAGCAAUGGCUUCAGAGAAAACGGAUCCAGCAGCGACAACCCCUCCUCUCCAGAGUUUUUCAUGUACCCGAGAGAAUCAUCUACAACGGUGAUGUGAAAAUCCCUGUUACCUGAGGUCAAAAAUAGAAGAAAAUGUGAUGCUGGACUGAGGAUGGCUUAGAACAACCUUCUGGCAUGAAGACAGCUACAAAGCACAAAAUACAAAAAAUGAACUCAGAAAGAAACAAGAAAAAAACAGCGUUUUCUUGGCAUCAACAAGAAGCUCUUUAUUUUUCCUCAAGUUUUCUUUUCUAAAAAAAAUGGAAUUAAGACAUUUGCAGAAAUGAGACAAACUUUUUCUUCAGGUGACAAUAUUCAAGCAAGCAUGUUGUUUUAUUGAAUUUAAAUGGAAAGAAAAGACAGAUUUGGAAUGGGAUACAGUAUCAGGAGAACUGAGAAACUGUGAACUUUCAAGGAAAAAAACUCCAUAAAACUGUGAACCGAGAAAUGGAUGGAAAUACCAUUUAAACCCCUGAUUACACUCUGUGUGUUCUUAAGGAGACAUCAUCAUCUUUGCUAACUUGACAGUACUUAGGGAAUGGUUUACAACAUAUCUUUUAUUGUAAUCUUUUAAGAAAAAAAAAAAAAAAUCAGAAAUAUUUAAUUAGCUGUGACUUUACCAUUACUGUUCAGAUGUCUUCCUGCACCUUCUUUUUCUAGACAGCGCAGAUGUAUUUGCAGCCAAGAGUCAAAGGCAGAAAAGUUUUCUUUCCUCAAUAAUCUUUUGAUUUGCCACACCCAAUAAAACCCUUGCAGGGAAAAAGAAUCAACAAAACUACCAUCUCCCAAUCAAUACCUAAAGCCUAACAGACAGUAAUUAUCAAAAUAAGGAGGAAAUCCCAUAUUGGGCUACGUACCUACCCAUUAAUCAAAACAACAGACAUUAUUUGCAGAAUUGCUUUUCUAAAAUAAGACAAAAGAUGCCUCCUUGGGUUACACUUUGAACAGGCUAUAAUCAAAAGAAAGAGAACCGAGACUAACUAAGCCCCAGGAAGCCGCAUUGUCCCUUUAACCCGCAGUAUUCCCCACCUCCCAUUAGUACUUAACAUUUUUCACUAUGUUGUGACUGCUAUUAUUUCAUUUAACACUGGUUAAUCUGUAUCUGAGGUACAUGGAAACCCUCUAGAUGAUAAGAUUGGACAGGUUCCAGCGUUGGCAGUUUCCGAGCGUGCACACACUCGUGUGUUUUGAUCCUUCCAGGAGCUCCCUGCUAUUUGGCCUGGCUGCCAAUUCGUUCUUGGAUCAGCCUCUCGCUCAGCUCCCAGAGGGCAGCAGCCGUGGCAUCUCCCUGUGCCUGCUGCGAGGGCAGGCAGCGGCAGCAGUUGUUGAAGUACAUCCCCCCCAGCCCCUCCAGCUCCGCCGCCGUGCCGCAGUACACGCUCGUGGCAGCUCCU
This is a messenger RNA of Sturnus vulgaris (Common starling), 3238 nucleotides long. It is a transcript of the gene MAF, whose product is annotated as MAF bZIP transcription factor. NCBI's taxonomy places the organism in Eukaryota, Metazoa, Chordata, Aves, Passeriformes, Sturnidae. Gene Ontology annotation, biological process: regulation of transcription by RNA polymerase II. The record is from RefSeq and is a predicted model, not a curated record. Gene Ontology annotation, molecular function: RNA polymerase II cis-regulatory region sequence-specific DNA binding; DNA-binding transcription factor activity, RNA polymerase II-specific. Gene Ontology annotation, cellular component: nucleus.